AUGACAACCACCGUCACGCAGCACGUCCCUCUGCGCCUCACCAGCGACUCCCACCAUCCCAUCACCACCCUUAGCACCACGCCACCCACAGCCCUGCCCCUCUCAAAAUAUACACCAACGACCCCUCUCCUCCUAGCCCCAGGCCCGACAGAAGUCGCACCGGCCGUCCUUGCCGCUCUGGCCUCUCCGGCCGAGUCCCACCUAACACUCGCCUUCGCCCAAGUCUUCAGCACCGUGCUCCGCCAAGUCCGACGCCUCUUCCUCACCAGCUCACCAGACUCCCAGCCCUUCGUCCUGGGCGGGUCCGGCUCGCUCGGCUGGGACUUUGUGGCGACCAACUUCCUCCCCACCGGCAGCCCCGUGCUAUGCCUGAGCACCGGCUUCUUCAGCGACGCGUUUGCCUCCUGCCUAGCCGCGUACGGUCAGGACGUGACGGUGCUACGCGCCCCUGACGUUGGCGCUACCGUCGACCUCGCCGAAGUCGAGGCCGCGCUCGCCACAGGCAAAUACAAGGCCCUGGUAGCUACGCACGUCGAGACCAGCACCGCCGUGCGCACGAACCUGCCGGCCCUGCGCGCCCUGCUCGACCGCGUCAGCCCCACCACGCUCUUCAUCGCCGACGCCGUCGCCUCCCUCGGCGCCGAGGAGCUGCGCUUCGACGAGUGGGGCCUCGACAUCGUGCUGUCGGGAAGCCAGAAGGCCAUCGGCUGCCCCCCUGGCCUGAGCCUGCUCAUGGUGAGCGGGCGCGCCAUGGCGCUGGCGCUAGAUGAGUCCGUCACGGACCGCCCCCGCACCUGGUACGCCAGCCUGCCGCGCUGGCUGCCGGUAAUGCGCAAGUACGAGGCCGGGGAGCCCGGGUAUUUCGCCACGCCGCCCACGCAGGUCGUGCGCGCCCUGGGCGCGAGUCUGCAGCUGAUGCACGAGGUGGGCAUGGAGCGCACGUGGGAGCUGCACCGCGUCCGCAGCGCGCAGGUCAAGGAGGCGGCGGGCCGGUUGGGGCUGCGCCUGUUGGCGCAGCGGGAGGAGGAUCAGAGCCACGCCGUCACGGCGCUGUGGCUGCCGGAGGGGAUCGAGGCGAAGGCCCUGCUGGCCAGGGUGCUGGCGCGGGGCGUGACGCUGGCGGCGGGCAUGCACGUCGAGGUGGGGACUAGGUAUGUGCGCUUUGGACACAUGGGCUACAGCAUCACGGGAAACGAGGGACAUAUUGAGAUGGGGAUUCGGGCGCUGAGUGAGGCGCUGUUGGAGCUGUACGCUGAGAGGAGAGAGAAAGAGGUGGCAGAACAGGAGAGUCAGCCAUCUGCUGGGGUACUGGAGGCGGUGAGGCAGGAGGUUGCUGUUGCCGAUGGUUGA
Cyphellophora europaea CBS 101466 is the source of this 1350-nucleotide messenger RNA. RefSeq lists its product as uncharacterized. The record is from RefSeq and is a predicted model, not a curated record. NCBI's taxonomy places the organism in Eukaryota, Fungi, Ascomycota, Eurotiomycetes, Chaetothyriales, Cyphellophoraceae. Gene Ontology annotation, molecular function: L-alanine:glyoxylate transaminase activity; L-serine:pyruvate transaminase activity. The transcript has a single exon. Gene Ontology annotation, cellular component: peroxisome. The coding region runs from base 1 to 1350 and encodes 449 amino acids.